Molecule: messenger RNA, 1176 nt
Organism: Lathyrus sativus (Indian pea)
Lineage: Eukaryota; Viridiplantae; Streptophyta; Magnoliopsida; Fabales; Fabaceae
Source: the annotation of a GenBank genome assembly
AUGGAUUCUCAAACAGCCUUAGAGCUUGUCAAAAAUGGCGCCACUCUUCUCUUCCUCGACGUUCCUCAGUACACCCUUGUUGCAAUCGAUACUCAGAUGUUCUCUGUUGGACCUGCUUUUAAGGGUAUUAAGAUGAUCCCUCCAGGCACUCAUUUUGUCUACUAUAGUUCAUCCACCAGAGAUGGAAAGGAGUUUUCACCGACUAUUGGAUUCUUUAUUGAUGUUGGUUCUUCAGAGGUAAUUAUUCGUAAAUGGGACCAACAAGAGGAAAGGCUAGUCAAAGUAUCCGAGGAAGAGGAUGGAAGAUAUAGUCAUGCUGUUAGAAAUAUGGAAUUCGACCGACAACUUGGCCCUUACAAGCUUAGCCAUUGUGAAGAUUGGAAGCGAUUAUCUAAUUUCAUUACAAAGAGCAUCAUCGAACGGCUCGAACCCAUCGGAGGAGAAAUAAGUGUUGAAUGUGAAAAUGAUGUGUUCAGAAACACUCUUAAAACUCCAAUGGAGGAAGCACUAGACAAGAAGCUGAAUGUUGGUAAUUCCGAAGCAUCUGUUGGCAAGUUCCAGAGAAAAGGAUGUUAUUAUACUUCGAUCCCACGUGUUGUAAAAUGCAAGGGGAUUAGUGGGCAGGAACUUACUUCUCUGAAUCUUGACAAGACACAUUUGCUUGAAACUCUACUGGCAUCAGAUUAUGGAGGUUCUGAAGACUUGCUCCUUGGAGAACUGCAGUUUGCAUUUAUUGCCUUUUUGAUGGGUCAGUCACUAGAAGCAUUUCUUCAGUGGAAAUCUUUGGUUAGCCUUCUGUUUGGUUGCACGGAAGCACCUUUCCACACACGAACUCGGCUAUUUACCAAGUUCAUAAAAGUCAUCUAUUAUCAACUAAAAUACGGACUACAGAAAGAUCGCAAAGAUGAUACGGGACCACCAUUGUUGGAUGAUUCUUGGCUUUCUACCGAUAGCUUUUUGCACCAUCUUUGUAAGGAUUUCUUUUCAUUGAUGCUAGAUGGGUCAGUUGUUGAUGGAGAUCUAUUAAAAUGGACAAGGAAAUUUAAGGAUCUAUUAGAGAGCAAUCUAGGAUGGGAGUUUCAGCAGAGCAGUGCUGUUGAUGGUUUGUAUUUUGAUGAGAAUGAUGAGUUUGCUCCAGUAGUGGAGAUGUUAGAUGAUGAAGCACCUGCAGUUUAG